AUGGCUCACCACGCGAGGCCUUCCAGAUUAGUCAAAAAGGAAGAGUUAGGCAAAAGGAAAACCAACCAGGGCAAAAAGAAAUCUACCCAAGUGAGAAAGAAAACCACAAAGACUUCUACAAAAGCUGUUAGUUCUGGAAAAGGCAAAAAGCCAGCACAAGAAAAAGAUGUUAAGAAAAAACAGCAAGAAAAGAAACCAAUCAUGAGCUCUUCAGGUAGACUUCUCAGGAGCAGUGUAACCAGAACCUUGUCUGGAGCAUCUUGGGUGAGUUUGGAGAAAGCUGACAAUAUCCUCUUUCACAGCCAGGAUUCUUUCAACAUCAAUGGCUUUACAAUGUCUCUCCGUAACCGAUCGUUCUCCCGUAGAUUGUCCCAAACUCCAACAAUUGCAAAACCCAGGAAAGCUGCAGCACAAAAAAGGCUAGAAACAAAGGAAAAACAUGACCAAGAAGCCCUGGCAGUAGUAGAAGAAAAAAAUGUUGAAGCAGGCGAAAGAGUUUUGAAACAAGAUUUAGCACAAAAUGAGUUAGCUCCUCUGCCUGUAGAAGAUACUCCAUGUAGCGUAGGCGAAGAGCCUGCUACCACAUGUGCCAGUCAAGACAAAGAGGUAGAAAUACCUGAAACAAAUGACUCCAUUCCAAGCAGUCAGGUAACUGAUGAGGAUACGGAAGUGUCAGAGGUGAAAUACAAGCAUGAAGACCUGCCCUGCGAGGAGACACCCAGCAAUCUCGAUAUGGGUAGUUCGGCUGAAGCAUUUGUUGAAGAUGCUGCACAUGUGCUUCCGUCUUCUCCUUCUGACUCCAUAAUCACCUCUGAAUCAAACUCGAAGGUGUGUGUAGAGACUCCCUUCGAUCUGGUGCCUAACAAUGAAGAACUUGACUCCAGUUCUGUUGAUACCUCAGACCUCAACUCAGCAGUACCGUUAGAGGAGUCAGCCCCAGCUGCCAAAUCCCUCAUCGAAGCAGAGUCGGACCUGGUGCUACCUAAUGAAGAACAAGACUCGGACUCUGCGCCUGUAGUUACCUCUGAGUUUAACUCACAAGAACAUUUAUUAGAAGAUGCAAGCUCACUUGCAGAGUCCUGCUUGAAGGCAGGCUGGGAUUUAGAGCCUGAGAAUAAAGACAUUGGUUCAAAUUCCAGCUCUGUAGCUGCCACUGAAUCAAAUUCACUUUUACAUUUUGAAGGUGCAAGCUCACUUGCAGAAUCCCACGUGAAACUGGUUGCGGAUUUUGAACCUGUUCACAAAGAACUUGACUCAAAUUCGGAUUUGAGCUGUACGAGAGAGAAUUCAGAAUCUGAGUCAAAAAACAUAUUUACAGUAUGUGAACCAGUUUCUGAUACCUCUUUAAACAAUAUUGCAGUGGAGGACAUUGAACAGCUUGUUAAAUGUAUUGAUGCAGAGACUUUAAUUUUGAAUUCAGGUUAUGUCCCCACUUUAUCUCCACAUUUAGAAAAAAGCACAGUCGAUAAUAUCUCUGGUGAAAGCUCUGGACAAUUCUCUGAAGGUUUUGGUUUGGAGUUGCCUUCAAGCAUGGAAAUCUCUGCUUUUGCCUCAGAAAAAGCCAUAAAUGCAGAUUUGCCAGCUGACUCAAGACUGCAGCAUAAUGAUUAUUCAUCACAGCUGGGAAGAGUCGGAGUAAGCUUGAAUUUGUUUCAGGACAACGUGAGCAACAGCACUGAAGCAGUUGAGGCCUCAGGGCCAUCCUCUCUUAAAAAUCCAGCUGGUGAUCACCCUGUUCCAUAUUCAUCUCUGCUCCCUAUGCUAGAGAAAAAGAAACGAAGGCGUUGUGGAGUCUGUGAGCCCUGUCUGCGGAAAACAAAUUGUGAAGAAUGCAGCUGUUGCAGGAAACGCAAAACUAGUCACCGGAUAUGUAAAAAGAGAAAAUGUGAAGAACUGAAAAAGCCACCGCCGCCAAUCAUGCUACCUUUUGAGGUUCUAACUGAAAACAAAAGGCCUCAGAGGAGGAAGCAAAGAGUUUUAAAGGCAAAUUUAGAAAACAAACCAGUAAAUGGCCGCAGACCAGAACUCAUGGAAUGCAGUAUAUGUGGUCAUGGUGAAAAAUACAGGGUGAAAACAAACCAAACAGUAUCCAUUGAAAAUGUGCAGUGUAAGGAGAAAGAAAGAAUGACAGGCUUAGAAGCAGAGAAGUGGGCACAUAACGAGAAGCCAUCUUUUGGUGUCCAUGUCAACGGAGAUAUCCAUGGAACUGUGACAGGCAACGAACACUUGAAAAACGCUGAAGACAGUGAAAGAGCAGUCUCUCCCAGUCAGUUAGCUGAGCCAAAAAAAUCAUUUGCACAGACCAUCAAAAAUGGCAUAAAAACCCUACAUUAUUCACCACCAGAAGCAGUUGCUUCGCUGAAAAAAGUAUCCAUAGAGGAAAGGACAGAUUUGACAAGCAACUCCCAUAUGCAAUGGACGAAGGGUACCAAUCUGAAUAACAUAGUAAAUACUCUGGCGACUGGCGUUGGCUGUGUUCACCCAGAAAAACAAGGAAAUUUUUUAAUGAAAGAGGAAAACUGCACUUGCAGCAUCUUUGAAGAUUCUGGGAAAGCAGUUUUGCAGACGGGUUCCAUUUUGGAUCUGCAAGAAGGCUUGUGUUGUCCUCCACUGCCUGAAGAGGAAGCGUACGUAGGGAAGGAUGGCUUUAAAGUACCUAACACAGAGACGCAGCAUGAGGAGUCUUCACUCCAGCCAACUUUCUUGUCCCUGAUUAAAACCAGAAAUUUAACUGUAGAGCAGGUUGUAGCUAUUGAAGCUUUAACGCAGUUAUCCGAAGCCCCUUUAGAAACACCUUCACCAGCUAAAACUGAAAGUACUCGAUGUACAGAAGAAACAACUUCCAACUUGCUCCAUAGUUACAAAAGGGAUAUCUCCUCCUCCUUCACAUCUUCUGCAUUAAAAGAAAUCAAAGACACUUACUUACAGAAUGAGCAACAGCUCUUGGCUCACUGUGCUCACUCGCAGAAGCAGUUCCCUAAUAAGGCAGUGUUAUACAAUGGCCAAAGUUCAAUUUCUGAAUUGCGUGAUAAACCUGCCAAUCUGGCUGGCGAGAUGUAUAAAUUACAGUUAUCCUCAAGAGAUACCAAAACUGACUUAACGUCUAAUGCAAAAUCGUUGUCAGGAUAUACUACCAAGAAAAAUUAUACUCACGAUCCAGUCACCCUUGCGCGGUAUUGCAAUGCUUCACAUAGUGUCCAGCAAACAAGUAACAACCUGGAAACUCUUGGCCAGCUAGAGCAAAAGCCAACCUGUAAUGAUUUGAACUUGGAAGCUAAUUCUUUGAUUAAAGAAGGAGGAAUUCACAGCCAGGAUGAAGAGGAUGUAGCUACACAGCUCACUCAACUCGCGGCGCUAAUUGAAUCAAACCAGACAAAUCCACAGCAGAAGAAUGAUAUAAAGGCAUCACUGCUUAAUCUAAUAUCACAUGAGAGGCAGCCAAAAUAUAACCAAGAUGUGUUGCAGAAAAAAGAAACUGUGUUUUUUAGGCAUAAUUAUAGUUCCUUACUGUUAAAGCAAAAACAACCAACAAAUAAAAAAGGAAAUGCUGUACCAUGGAAACCAAGACACAAAAAGAAGCCUCAAGAAGCACGCUAUCAACAAAAUAAUCAAAACCAGCUAGAGCUGUUGUCAUGUCAGCAUAGCGAGUUACAGGACAUUUGGAUAUCAUCAAAACUGCACAAGCUUGGUCAAACCAUGCCACAGGACUCCCGAAUAGCUCCAUCUGAAAAAAAAUCUCCGAGAACCAAAGUACAGAGAGCACUGAAUCAAAAUACUUUAGCAUCACAAGAAAAAACUAGGUUAUUUCUCCCACAAACGCAGAUAAAAUUCCAUAGAUGUUUACCUGAGGUACCGCAAGAGAAAAAAAAAGACAGGUCGUUUGGCUGUGAAGUGGUGAAUGAGCAAAUCAAAACUGCAGGCUCCGGUGACCCACUAGGCAUUGAUCCAGUGAAAAGUGAAGUUGUUGCACAUAACCAAUAUAGCAACCUGUCCUCCCGUAAUCCUCUGGCUGUUUCACAGUUGAAACCAGCAUCCUUAUUGAACAGACCAAGUGAAAACCUACAGAUGUUUACAGAAAAAUGUAAUUCUCAGGUACAGCAAAGAGCGAAUGUCAGUCAGACGCAUCCUUUGCCUCAACAUUUUAAUCAGUCUAACCUGAGAGCUAACGAAACGCGUAGUGAAGGCAAAACCUAUAUCCAGCAGGGUGCUGCCGAACAACAAGUAGAUCCGAAGUCGCAGGUGCUGCCUGUUCCCUCUGGUGGGGCCCAGGUACCAGGUUCUGUUGAAGCUCUCAGGAACAUGGAGUGUGCGGGCGAAGUGACCGUUCUGACGUCAACCGGUUUGGGUACUGACCACCCACAGAGCACAGGCGACUCAGGGUGUUCUCCAGCAAAAAACACACUCAGCAGUUUCCUUGAAUCACCUAUGAAGUUUCUUGAUACCCCUACAAAAAAUUUAAUAGAUACACCUACAAAAAAAGGACAAUCUGAAUUGCCAACUUGUGACUGUGUUGAGCAAAUUAUAGAGAAAGAUGAAGGCCCAUAUUACACACACCUCGGGACAGGACCAAGUGUUGCUGCUGUGAGAGAAAUAAUGGAGAACAGGUAUGGAGCAAAAGGAAGCGCUGUAAGAAUAGAGGUAGUGGUUUAUACAGGAAAGGAAGGAAAAAGUUCUCAAGGGUGUCCAAUUGCCAAGUGGGUGAUACGAAGAAGUAGUGAUGAGGAAAAGUUGCUGUGCCUGGUACGUCAGCGUGCAGGACACCACUGUCAAACUGCCGUCAUCGUGAUUCUCAUACUGGCCUGGGAAGGGAUCCCUCAUCUCCUGGCUGAUACGCUGUACAAAGAACUGACGCAGAGCCUCAGAAAAUACGGCUGUCCCACCAGCCGUAGAUGUGCGUUAAAUGAAGACCGUACUUGUGCGUGUCAAGGACUUGAUCCAGAAACUUGCGGAGCGUCCUUCUCAUUUGGCUGUUCGUGGAGUAUGUAUUUCAAUGGCUGUAAGUUUGCCAGAAGCAAAAACCCCAGGAAAUUCAGGCUUCUCACUGAUGACCCUAAACAAGAGGAACUUCUUGAAAAUAAUUUGCAAACUUUAGCUACUGAUGUGGCUCCAGUUUAUAAAAAGCUUGCUCCUGAAGCUUUCCAGAACCAGGUGGAAAAUGAGCACAUGGGCCCAGACUGUCGGCUGGGAUCCAAGGACGGUAGGCCUUUCUCUGGUGUCACAGCUUGCAUAGAUUUCUGUGCCCAUGCCCACAAGGACACACAUAACAUGCACAAUGGAAGCACUGUGGUCUGUACAUUAACGAAGGAGGAUAACCGGAGAGUGGGGGUGAUCCCAAGCGAUGAACAGCUCCAUGUGUUACCUCUUUACAAAAUUUCACAAACAGAUGAAUUCGGCACCGAAGAGGGACUGGAAGCUAAGAUAAAAGCCGGAGCCAUACAGGUGCUCACAGCUUUUCCCAGAGAAGUACGGAUGUUAGCGGAGCCUCUCAGAGCUACGAAGAAAAAGAAACCAGACACAAGGAGGACCCCGACUGAAAAGCAGACGUUGAUAGAUAAAAAAUAUUCAACACCAGUAAAGCUGAAAACUGAAGCCCCAGAAAAUCUUGGCAACACUUUGCAUUGUUUAGGGAACAAAACCGAUGCUUUAAAACCUGGAAUAAAAACGGAGACUUCUGAUCACCUCUAUGCCAUGAAACAUACUUCAAACACUACUAAAAAUUGCUCUUUAUUAAAACAGUAUACGGCUUCCUCCCCUUUUAAGGUGGAUAGUUUACAUCCGUAUUCAUCUUUAGCACAUAAGCCUGGCAUAACAGCAGUGACUAAUAUUCAACAAGAUUUUUCAGUUCCCUACGGGUAUUUUGAAUGCAGUAGUAAGCAACCUCACGUGACACCUUAUGUUAAUUGUAAGAACUUUGAUGUGUCGGUCAAAGAUUAUACUGGAAUUUUGCUGAAUGAGAAGAUGAAUGGUGUGCCACCGAUUCUUCCAGAGGUCACUGCUCCAGGCCCCCCAGCCCAUAAAGACCCCCUGCCCACUAUACUUGAACAUCAGCCAGCCAAACCGAAUUGUCAGCUUCAGUUAGACAAUUCUCCUUCUUCACAGAUGAUCAGCUCCUGUGAUUUGUCAGUACCGCUAAGCUCGCCAGCAAAGGAUGCAGUCGGAAACGAAGCCGACUGUUCCCAUGGCUGCCCAAUGGAAAAGGGCAGCUCCCAUGGAGAACAGAUGUGUGAUUUUGACUGUGUUGACGAAAAGCAAAACAGUGCACUGGGACAACCGACUGAUUCUGAAGAAAAAGCUGAGGAAAUGUGGUCAGACAGCGAGCACAAUUUUUUGGAUGAUGACAUUGGCGGGGUUGCUGUGGCACCUUCUCAUGGUUCUAUCUUAAUUGAAUGUGCAAGACGUGAACUCCAUGCUACCACACCUAUCAAAAAGCCCAACCGCAACCAUCCCACGAGAAUUUCUUUAGUUUUCUACCAACACAAAAAUUUAAAUGAGCCAAAACAUGGUCUAGCCAUGUGGGAAGCAAAGAUGGCUGAGAGGGCGAAAGAAAAAGAAAAAGAAGCAGAAAGAUUAGGAACGGAGAAUACUCAGCUCAACUCUAGCAGCAGGAAAACAAAGCAAACAAGUGAAAACAGAGAUAUUUUUUACGAAGACAAUGAGUUCAACCAAAUUCCAUCACGCAGAGCAUUAACAGUAACUAAGGAUAACGUAAUCACAGUGUCUUCUUAUGCCCUUACACGAGUCGCAGGGCCUUACAACCAUUGGGCAUAGGUUUUAGUAUCAAAUGCCUCCUCUUGGUGCAGUGUUACACAGUGUUUCUUUAAGGUGCUGUUAAAGAACAAGUCUCGUGUCGUUUACUAUUUGCUCAUCUCAACCAUUUUAAGGCUGAGGUAAAAAAAAAAAAGGGGGGGGAUUUCUUCUUAAACUGUGACUUUAACAUUUGGUGGUGCUCAAGCACAUUUUAAGCAAAAAAAAAAAAAAGUUGUAUAGUUUUAAUACAUUCUAAAAAAGAUUUUGUUUAGGUUAUUAACCUUGAUUGAAUCAUUCAGUUUAUUACCUUUAGGAAUUUAUAUUUUGGUGCUUUAAAUCAAGUCUGUUUACUACAAAAAUCAUUUAUAGGGAUUUUAACAGGUUCACAUUUUAUGGUGUUAAAUCAAGUUAUACAGUAAUAGCUCUACACAGCUCUUGGUGCUUAACCACAUCAAACAGUUAAAAAUAAAUAAGCUGAAUUAUUACUUCAUGGUGCCAUUGCUUUAACAACUUCCAACCAUUGCUAUGUAGUCCAAAUUACAGAUAAAUCUUUUAGAAAACCAAUGAAUUUUUUUCUCUAGAUUUGUCGUUAUGUAUGAAAUGAAGUUAUUGGUAAUGAUGGCUGGAAGUUGUUUUUAAGCUGUAAAUAUAUAUUUUAAAAGCACUUUCUAUUUUUAAAAUUAACUUGAAAUAGUAUAGUAUAAGGAUCAUAUUGUCUAAGGUUUGUGCAUACUCUACAGAAGAAAUCAUUUUAUUCUUGCUGUGUAGAGUUCCAUAUUGUUACAGCUGCAGUAUGUAUGCUUAAUAGCAUAUGUGAUUGUUUUUAGACUUGCCCUUUUUCAUCAAAGAUUUUAUGUUGCAUAUAAACAACAGUUAUAAAAUACAGAAACGUUUUAUUGUUUUCAAGAGAGUGUACAAACAUGAAAUUAGGAGAUGUCUUGUCAAUACGUGUGUUGCUAUUGGGAGUUAUGAAUAUUAUUUGGUUUUUUAAAGGCAGCAUUUGUUAUGAUUUCUUUGAGCAAUAAGUGCAUAAGUCUCAUUCGUUUGGAGCAUUAUAAGUUAACAUGACAACCAAAUGUUCCUAAUGCCUCAGGGGUAGGAUUGUUUUGGGAUAAAAAAAUACCCCCUAGAGUUGCCUUAUUCUAUUCUGGAAAAAAAAAAAUUAAUUUGGGGAAAAUACAAAGGAAGUGUUGGAAAAGUAUGAAAUUUCUAAUAUUUAACAACAAUUUUUUCAUUAAGAA
Egretta garzetta (little egret) is the source of this 7988-nucleotide messenger RNA. It is a transcript of the gene TET1, whose product is annotated as tet methylcytosine dioxygenase 1. The record is from RefSeq and is a predicted model, not a curated record. NCBI's taxonomy places the organism in Eukaryota, Metazoa, Chordata, Aves, Pelecaniformes, Ardeidae. Gene Ontology annotation, cellular component: nucleus. Gene Ontology annotation, molecular function: DNA binding; zinc ion binding; DNA 5-methylcytosine dioxygenase activity. The transcript has 11 exons. Gene Ontology annotation, biological process: positive regulation of transcription by RNA polymerase II; oxidative demethylation. Bases 1 to 6768 code for a protein of 2255 amino acids.